This is a messenger RNA of Ruditapes philippinarum (Manila clam), 2920 nucleotides long. RefSeq lists its product as uncharacterized. Gene Ontology annotation, cellular component: cytoplasm. The annotation marks the transcript as partial. The record is from RefSeq and is a predicted model, not a curated record. NCBI's taxonomy places the organism in Eukaryota, Metazoa, Mollusca, Bivalvia, Venerida, Veneridae. The transcript is spliced from 6 exons. Gene Ontology annotation, molecular function: protein binding.
GUUCAGAGACAUAUUAACAGAGGAGGAAACAGUAGCAUUUGAGGAAGAUUUAGGAGAGGUAUCGUUUUACGUGUUUCAAGGGAUAACCAACCGGACCAAACACUGCCGUCUAAAAUGUCUCGAUUUUACAGAUAUAAUGCUUAGUCGCAUAUUCACAAAACUUAUCAUACAAACCUGGCCACUGUUGUCAUUGAAGAAAUCUCAGAUGAAACCAAAAGUACUGGCUAAGACUAUAGCACGGGUUGCAGGGAUAAACAGUAAUACAAAGGGUGCAGACAAAAUGAAACUAACGUCAGAGAUAAUACCAAAGAUACUGGCUGAGAGGUUGACGCAUGAGGUCAUUGUGACAUCGGACAGAAUUGUGCUACCUCGAGGUCAAAGAUUGGAAGUUAAGAUAGACAAUUGUCAUUUUACAUCCAACAACAUGUUCUUCAUGGAUUACAUGAUAUGUAACUGUCUGCGUUCUAUAACACCAGUAUAUGUGACAGUCUCCAAUAUUCACAUCAAAUCAGAGUUGAUGGAAGGGGAUGGUUUCACAGAUUCUCUCGUGCCAUUUCUUGUUCUAAGAGGUCAAGAUACAGAGUUAUUAGAUGGAUUGUCAUUGAGGCAGCUGGAAGAAGGAAUUCUACACGUCAUCUCCCCGGACAUCAUGAAAUUCACCAAUCUUCAAAGUUUGGAUAUCCAAGACUGUAAUCUCUACCUUCAGGAGGGAAUAACUCGUAGUCGCACAGCUACUCGGUCACGACUUUGCAAUAUGUUCUCAGCAUUCCAUCAUUUACAUCGACUGGACAUCAGUUUUAACUUUCUCAUCGGUUGUCUAGGCGAGUUGCUGGACGCAUUACAAAACCCAUUAGACUACCUCAGUGUUCGCGGCUGUGAUCUUAACGAGACCGAUCUCAACAAUUUAGCCAAAUCAAAACAUGCGCCUCAUCUGCGAGAACUAAAUAUGUCAAAACUGUGCAGUUUCUCAAUGUACGAAAGUGAUAGAAUAGCUCCUCUGCGUAUUUUGAAAACGAUGAAACAUUUUCCGAAAAUGACCGUGCUUAACCUUUCGCAGAACCACCUUCCGGAUGACGGUAUUAGAGAAUUUACAGAGAUUUUAUCGAAAGAUCUUGCACAUUUGAAAGUGCUAGAUAUCUCGGGUAAUAUUAUGCAAUUUGAAAGUCAACUCCAACUGGCAAAGGCGUGUGCGGAAAUUCCCAAAAUGCAAUUGGUGCGUCUGACCUGUAUGAAUAGUGCAGUGAAUGACGAUAUAUUUAUGAAUAAUCAUCAGAUUGACGGAAUGUACAACAAACUGAUAGAAGUUAUGAAAUCUCGAGGUAGAGACGAUAUUCAUAUCGAUGUUGUUCAGUUAUCGGUAGGGAUACUAGUCGACUGGUUUGAUUUCAUAAAUGAUUGACAAGAUGCGUGGAUUGAUGUUGGAUAGAUGGGACAAUAAAAACGAUCUGCCUACAGAAGCACUAUGUGAUUUAGAGGCAACAUUUUAUAGAUUUGUGAAUGCCAAACCAAGAUGACUUGUAUUUUAGAAACUUAAGUGUUAACGGGAUAAUCUACAGCUGCAUAUGUCUUGAAUUGAAAUUUUCUUUCAUUCACUACAGUUCAUUGUCUGCCUGUUCAGAUUUUUUUUUUGGGGAAGGUUAUAAAAGCAAGUUGUUUUUUUGUGUAACUGAGCCUUGACAAAUGAAAAAUUGUGAAUUUUAAGUUAUACAAAUGAACAGCAUUUUUAGAAAACUAAGAAAUUUAAGCAUUGUAAAUUGUUACCUGUUUGGGACCUGUGAUUAAUAUGACUUUUGAGUCUUAAGUAACUGCUACCGUAUGUUUUUUCAUUUAUGUACAAAAUAUUUUGAAAUAGCAUUUAACGUUAAAAAGAAAUAUAUUUUCUAUAUUAUGUUCAACAAAAUAACAGACUGUAUUGAAAUGUUUGACUAAAACACAUUUGAUAAAGUGUACAGUUGGAAACUACGAGAUUUUAUGGUGUUUUAUGUGUCAUUUCAAAUGAAAAGUAUGUGAAAAAAUAAUUGUAUAGCUUUUCAUUUAAGAUUUUGCCUCCACUUAUGAGUAAAAUAAACAUAGGAAUAGAAAGAAAGGCAAAAUACAUUACAUGUAAAUAGAGUGAUGUUUAUAUAUAGAUGGACAAAAACCAUUUAUAAAUCAGGUAACAGCAUGUAGAACAUCCAAGGUUGUCUGUGGCUGAAUGAUAAGAUUUGCUGACUCAUGACAAAUUGAUCUACACUGCUUUAAGUUUGAACCCCGCCAGGGCAUUUAGGAUUCUUUCAUGUGGGGUAGCUUUCUAGCUUGCUUACAGGAAGUUGGUCAUUCUUGGUGUAUAUACUAAUGCCUGAAAAGCCAGUGAUGAAUGUAGAGGCACCCCAGGUAAUCAUCCAAUAGUAAAUCUAGAAAGUUGCCAUGUGACUUUUACAGUAUUAUUAGAACGACUAAAAUGUUAUUGAAAUGUAAAUACCUAUGUAACAAAUCAGCAACUAUUUGUAAAUAUGUUUAAUAUAUUGUUAUAAAUAUGAUGUUAUAUGUUCAAAUUUCAAAACAGAAAUACAUGAAAGGCAAUAAAGAAAUAUAAAUAGGCCAAAAUAGCUAGCUUACUAUCUACGCAGAGCCAGGCAACAAACUGUUGCCUACAAACUUAAAAUUUUCAUCUUUAUAUCCCCAAACUUGAUAAUGAAUUGUUCCAAAAUCGGGAACUGGAAAUGUUUAUUUAAGAAAUUCUGCAGAUUAAGGUUAAAAUUAAAAAAACUGAAAAGAUGUUGUACAGAAUGUUUUAUUGAUAUAUUUGUGAAGGAAGUACUAACUCAUAAUUUUGGAAGGCUUUUGUUUAAUGUUAUUUUUGAUGAGCUUGCAUACAUAUGUUCAUAUGUUAUAUACACAACAUGUUUCAUAUUGAUUAAAGCCAACGUUUUUCAGGUUA